AUGGAUGAGUAUAUUUAUGUAAGUCAUUUUUCCUGUUUUCAAAACCCAUAUAUUUUAUAUUUGCAGCCCUACAACACUUCGUGGUUCGAUUUACCAUUGGAAAUGCGCGAACAUGUUAUAAAACAAAUGGAUUUUAGAACAAGAUGUCGAUUUUCUGACUGUUCGACGAUUUGUGAAUCAGAAGCAAUUCAGGAAAGAUUGUUUAGCAUUUGGAGUAUUGAAUUUGAUGAAAGUGUUGACGGUGUACUCGAAAUCCAAGUCGCGGAAAGUUUUGAUGAUCGGGAAAGGUUUCCGACAUUUAAAUUUGAAAAAUUGGAUGAACAUCGAACCAUUGUCAAAUAUCUGGAGUAAGCAUUCAAUUUUCUUCAAAAGGUUGAGCUUUAUGAUCUCUUUAUUCAGAAACAUAUGGAACAAUGAAUUUUCAACAACUAUUGCCAAUGGGAGUCCAACACAAGUCAGAGCAAAAUAUGCAAAUUAUUUUUUCGGGAAGUUUCAGGAUUCAAUUGAUUAUUGUACGGUUGUUGUAAGUACUUUUUUUUUGGUUCUUGUAAAACGAAAAGUUUUGUUAACAGGAUCGUCAUGAAGUCACAACACUCGAAGGAAUCAAAUUUCCAUUUCUGAACCUUGACCAAUUUAUUUGUUCCUUUGACAUCAAAAAUUGGGAGUAUUUCCAUCAGAAUGGUAUUUUCGAGUUAGAAGAAGUGAGAAUCUGAUGUUAUUUCACCUACAAUAUUCAAUUUUGCAGAUGCGAUACAUUGAUUAUUUGGAAUUGAGUGCUUCGAUGAGAAUCGCCUUCGAUUUCGCACUCAAAUAUAAAGGCGGAUUCGCAGAAUUUCAUUGUGAAGAUUUUGAUCAACAAAUCAUUGAUGAUUAUUUGUCUCGCGUGAAAAUUGAAGGAAUGCAUGAAGAAUCAAUGAUAACAGUGUCAUUUGCUUCGAGAAGACUUGGCUUCACAAUCGAUGUUCAAAAAUUGGCGCCAAUCAAAACUUGGCAAGAAAAACAUCAUUGUUAUAGCGCAAUAUGUAAAAAUGUUGUUAUUGAGACAGAAUCUGGAGGUCAAAAAAUACACAUAAUCUAUUAUGAUACUUUUAUUCAAUUGAAAAUCAAAAAAGACUGA
Messenger RNA from Caenorhabditis angaria, 1117 nucleotides. NCBI's taxonomy places the organism in Eukaryota, Metazoa, Nematoda, Chromadorea, Rhabditida, Rhabditidae. The record is from the annotation of a GenBank genome assembly.